Molecule: messenger RNA, 2920 nt
Organism: Salarias fasciatus (jewelled blenny)
Lineage: Eukaryota; Metazoa; Chordata; Actinopteri; Blenniiformes; Blenniidae
Gene: smpd1
Product: sphingomyelin phosphodiesterase 1
Exons: 9
Coding region: 221-2020 (599 amino acids)
Biological process (GO): ceramide biosynthetic process; sphingomyelin catabolic process
Cellular component (GO): lysosome
Molecular function (GO): acid sphingomyelin phosphodiesterase activity
Source: RefSeq, a predicted model, not a curated record
CAGUUUGAGGAAGGACACCGCAGGCGCAAUAACAGGACACCUCGACCUGCUUUUAGAGAAGUUAUUUUACAAGCAGGUCAGUCCACAAGCGUCUGGGCAGUCUUCGUUCUCUUUGUUCACCUCACUUCUCCAGGAGUUUGUUGUUUUUUAGGCGCGCGUCUUGAGGGAGAAAAUAGCGAGCUAACUUACCAGAGGCAAGUGCACAGACGGCGGUGGGACGAUGAGGCUCCUCACCCCUCAGCCCUUGUUUACCUGCUCUCUGGCUCUCGUGCUGGCCGGGUUUGGGCUCUGUCUUCCGGUUCAGCAGUCCGGCCAGCCCCGGCUCGAGCUCCUGGAGCUGAUCGAUCACCACAAAGUCGGAUUUAGCUGGAGAAACCUCACCUGCCCCCUGUGCAAAACUGUUUUCACCAUCCUCGACAUCGUCCUUCUGAGCGAUGCAAAUGAGGAACGAGUGGCGCAUGCACUGGGCGAAGCGUGCGUCCAUCUCCAUUUGGCCGAGGAGCGAGUGUGUCGAGAAAUUACGGAGCUGUUCAGGGCCGACGUCAUCAGGGCCCUGGAGCAGUCCGUGCUGUCGCCCAGUGAGGCGUGCGCGGUACUGGUGGGCUCUUCCUGUGGCAAGUUUGAUUUGUACACACCCUGGAACGUCACCUUGCCCAACGUCCCGAAACCCCCUGUGAAACCACCCUCUCCUCCCAAACCGGGCUCGCCGCAGAGCAGGGUCUUAUUUCUCACCGACAUCCACUGGGACAAGGAGUAUCAGGUCGGCAGCGCUGCCGACUGUAAGGAGCCUCUGUGCUGUCGCAACGAAUCCGGCUCUCCUAUCUGGAGGCGCAGGGAGGCUGGCUACUGGGGAACCUAUAGCAGUUGUGAUCUCCCGCUGUGGACGGUGGAGAACCUGCUGCAAAAUGCAGCCAAAUCUGGCUCGUGGGACUGGGUGUACUGGACUGGGGAUAUACCAGCACACAACGUCUGGUCUCAGACCAGGAAGCAGCAAGUGUCAGAGCUCACGGUCAUCUCCAGACUCAUCCACAAACACCUGGGACCGAAUGUUACGGUUUACCCCGCUAUCGGAAACCACGAGAGCACGCCGGUGAACAGCUUCCCGCCGCCCUUCGUUCACGGCAACAGAUCAGCCUCCUGGCUCUACGACGCCAUGGCAGACGAAUGGGCGCCAUGGUUGCCGAAGCAGGCUUUGAAGACUUUGAGAUACGGGGGUUUCUACACAGCAGAAGUUCAGCCUGGUUUGAGGGUGGUUUCUCUCAACAUGAACUUCUGUGCACGAGAAAACUUCUGGCUUAUGGUGAACUCCACUGACCCGGCAAACCAGCUGCAGUGGCUGGUCCAAAUCCUCCAGGCCAGCGAGGACAAGGGAGAGAAGGUGCACAUCAUUGGCCACAUCCCGCCUGGCCUGUGUCUGGGCAGCUGGAGCUGGAACUACUAUCACAUUGUCAACAGAUAUGAAAGCACAAUUACUGGACAGUUUUUUGGCCACACACAUGUUGAUGAGUUCCAGAUGUUUUACGACGAGGCAACCAUGACGCGACCUGUAGGAGUGGCAUUCAUAGCUCCAAGUGCUACCACCUACGUCAAUCUCAACCCGGGAUACAGAGUUUAUUACGUGGAUGGGAAUUACCAAGACAGCUCUCGACUGGUCCUUGACCACGAAACUUACAUCCUCAACUUGACGGAGGCGAACCACAGUCCCGGGGCGCCGCACACCCCAGACCCGAACCCUCAGUGGAAACUGCUGUACCGGGCCACAGCGGCUUAUGGUCUCCCGACUGUGUUCCCCGCGGACUGUGACGGACUGAUGCAGACCUUCAUCAAAGACGACCGCGCAUUCCAGAAGUUUUGGUAUUUGAAACAUAAAGGCCAUGUGUCGGAGCCCUGCAAGGAGGCCUGCAAAACCAGAGAGCUCUGCUUUCUGCGGAGCGGACGCUAUGAUGAGCUGGAGCAGUGCGACCUCCUCAACGGCUUUGGAGGAAACUUGGCCCGGGCUGCCAGGAAGACUCUCUGUUGACCGGAUAAACCGCAGACUGAUUGGUCAGGAUGGAGGGAGUAUGGAGGCAGUCUGACCAAAUAUAGCUUUGAGCCAAAAAAUGUGAUUUUGUUGCUGGUUCAUCGACAAGGAUGUGUUUAAUUACAGCAAGAUGUAUGAUGUUGGACUAAUUGAACUGAAAGAAUUCCAGUUGAGCCACACUGUCACCGUCCAUGGAUUUGUUCACUGCUGUUUUUGCAAAGCUAAUUGUGUCAAAGACUGCUUUAAGUUGCACUGUCAGGUGGUGAGUUUACUUGAAAUGCAGAGAUUGAGGAAUCCACGUGAAGCCUAUAAAGUUUGUUUUGUCACUUCUACUGAGGUGGGUGCCUUGUUUUCCCCAGGGAAAACUCCGAUCCUUAACGACACUGCACUCUUUAAAGUUCCCUGGAUGCUUCUAAAUUUAGUCUUUUUAUUGUUAUUGAAUGAUCAGCAGCUUCAUGAAGUCCCAAAGCCUUUAUUAGGUUUUCCAACACCUAACGGUGAGAAGUUUACUUUGAAAUAGACAACAUAAAGUUUGCCAAUGUGAUAUUAUUUGCUUAAUUUGCAUCGUUAUGAAGCGCUUCAGUCCAAGUCCAUAAAUCCUCACCUCAUUUUGAAUGCUCUUUGUUUACACCCAUCAGUCUCUAGGUCACUGUUCUACCCUAUCUGCCUCAGCAAGGUUAUCUUGAAAACAACAAAUUCAGUGUUUCUCAUCCUGCCUGCACUUUAGAUCUUUUAUCAGUUCAUUACCUGAACAGACAAGUCUGAUAGAUGCAAAAUGUAACGGAUGCAAGACGGUUCUACAGUUUGGGUCUGUGAUUGUUUAACAUGAGAACAGCAAGUAAUGCAUUUAUAAUGUUAGAAAUAAUUUAAAAUUGUAUAAAAUGUGAAUAAAAGCUUUUG